AUGCGCCGAAGCUCCUCGUCUUCAUCAAUCAGCUCUCAGUGGUCCACCUUCAGCGACGACCUUGAAAUCGGCCAGCUCACGUCCAUCAUCCCCGUCAAUACCACCACAACCGCGGCCACCACAAUCACCACGGCUACUGCCACAAGCGCCAGCAACUCGUCCAUCAUCUCUGUUUCAUCUGCUGCUGCUUCCGUCACAGCAGCUUCUGCCGAGGAUAUGAAUAUGCAUAUGAACAUGAACAUGAACAUGCACGACAGUCAUCCCCCUUCCGCGUACGAGCGGAGCCGCCAGGGGAGCACGAGCUCCAUGCGCAGCUGCGGCGGAAUGAGCCCCGAUGCAACCAAAGAGCUGUGGAAGACCAUGUUGGAGCUGCAGGAGCGAUAUGGAUGCUACACUUCAGCGAGGAUGGAUUUGGCUGUUACAGCUGGAGAUAUUGCUCUCUCUUUAAUGCCAAAUCCGUUUAUCCUCGACACUCUCAACGACUCUGUGGUCGAUCUGCCCGAUGAGGGCUGGGAGAUGCUCAAUCGCUGCCUCCAACAAAGACAUUAA
Molecule: messenger RNA, 549 nt
Organism: Trichoderma gamsii
Lineage: Eukaryota; Fungi; Ascomycota; Sordariomycetes; Hypocreales; Hypocreaceae
Exons: 2
Coding region: 1-549 (182 amino acids)
Source: RefSeq, a predicted model, not a curated record